CCCAGUUCCAAUGCGAUGUAUUCACCAGCAGGAGUAAUGAAACGGGGAGAGGGGGCAUUUUCCGCAGCUUAUUGGUGAGACCGCAAAAGACUAGCGCGCAGAGAGGACAGACACAAACUUUCGGACAGAGGACCAAAACGUCAAUUAUCUGUCUUUUUUUCUGGACGCGUCUGUAGCCUUUUAUUAAUUAUUAUUCCUGUUGUUUAUCCAGCAGCCUGAAACGUUACUUUGUCGCAGUUCGUUGGAAGUGAUUUACUGGGCAAUGGUGAAGGAGGACACAUUUUGCGGAAUCGACGCCUUUACCUGUGUUUAUUCCCUAAACUUCAGUCCAGUGAGGGGACACUGACUUGAAUCCUGUGUGCGGCAUAAAGUGAAGUAGCCAGAGGGGCUUCAGCUGCCCUGCACCACUGGAGCCUUCAAUAAUGUCGGGGCCAACACACCGCAACCGGCCCCCUCGCUUCUGACCCAACAUGGAACUCAAGGUCUGGGUGGAUGGAGUCCAGAGGGUCGUCUGUGGGGUCACUGAGGCAACCACCUGCCAGGAAGUUGUGAUAGCUCUGGCACAGGCUAUAGGUCGUACUGGGAGAUACACUCUGGUAGAAAAAUGGCGGGACACAGAGCGUCACCUGGCCCCUCAUGAGAGCCCUGUGGCUUCUCUGAACACCUGGGGCCAGUAUGCUGGUGACGUCCAGCUGAUCCUGCAUCGCACCGGCCCCUCCCUGACUGAACGACCACCCUCAGAAGGACCCCCUCUCAGGGGGCCUGAACGUGGACUGCAUCGACAGAGCCUCCCGCCCCUUGCAAAGCUUCGUCAUCCCAACGAUCGCUCCCUCCGCCGUCGUGAACCGCGCCGCAAGUCUCUCACGUUCACCGGUGCACCCAGAGGCCUUAGGGAGAUACUGAGCGGAGGACGAAUUGGCGAGGCUGAGGCCAAACGAAGACUCCUCCUGGGAAACGGUGGAAAUCACCACCAUGCAGGACCAGCCAUUGGGACUGCGUCGCCUGGCAUCUGGGCCUGUCGCAUGGAAGAUUUGGUCAGAUUGGUCGGUCUGCAGAGAGAGACCCUCAAUGUGCUGGAGAAAAAGCUGGAGGCCUAUGAGGCUGAGCUGCAGGUCUGGGCUGAAGGGCGAGGGGGGCGAGGUGGAGGGUUCAUUGGGGACCCAGGUGGAGGAGGAGGGCUGAUAGAGGAGAUCCUGAGGCUGGAGAAGCAUCUGAGGAAGAAUGAGGUGGAGAUGGAGGAGGAGGAGUUUUGGGCCACUGAGCUGCAGAUUGAGAUAGAGAGUGAGAGACAGCUGGAGGAAAGACUGCAGGAGCUACGAGGACGCCUGCAAGGCUGUGAACUGGACAUAGAAGAAAAGCUGGCAAUGGUACAGAGUGUAGAGGCAGGCCUGGAAGAGGAGCGGCUGCAGAGGGAGCGGCAGGAGACCCAGUGGGUCACUGAGGCAGAGGCUCGGGCUCAGGUCCUCAGGGUCAAAGCAGAACUGAAAGCCCAGGAGAGACAGGCUGUCCAGCUGGAGAGCAGUUGCAGAGCGGUGGACAGGUCACUUGGACAAAGCAGCAAGAAGCUGCAGGACAUGCAGCAUGAGCUGGAGCAGCUGACCAAGGAGCUGAGGCAGGUUAACCUGCAGCAGUUCAUCAAGCAGACCGGCACCAAGGUCACAGUACUGCCGGCUGAACCCACUGAGGAUGAAAGUACUCACAACAGUCCCGGUAUAGAUUUAGUUCCCCUGUCUGGCUCCCUGAAGCGUCCCGUGUCGUCGCACUCGUCCACUCACCUCCGGGUCCUCCAAAACCCUCUCAGUUCUGGCCUAAACCCAGAGGGAAUCUAUGUGUGAGACAAUUCUGCUUAGAGGGAACACGUUAUGUCUCCCUUCCAGAGCCCAUUUCACCCAUGAACACAUUUGUAAGUGGAUAUCUUUGUACAGGAUACCUCAGUAGCACACUACUAUGCACUGUUGUCUCAAUAAGAUGAAGGCAACCUUGAGUGUGACAACUCAAACAGAAGGAAUGGUGAUGAUCUUUAAAUGGAAGUCAUGGAGCACUUCAUGGAUGAAAGAUGGUUAUAAGCGAUGGCCUGAAGAAAAAACCCACGGCAGCAGCACCAUGCGUCAUGGUGCACAGUCUCAUAUUAGGACUUUCUAAACAUCAAGCUGUUGUGGACUUCUUUUAUAAACAUAUCCACUUAAUGUACUUUUACUCUCACUUUAUUACCUGCUGAAUGAUUUAUAUUGUUUCUCACUAGCAUUAUGAUUCAAAACUAUGGCCUUUUGAACAGUAUUCUUGAGAAUCUUAGUAUGUGAAUCUACGAACUAUAUCUCUAAACUCGUAUGUAAUUUCUGCAAUGAAUACAUUUUACCCAGCAUAAUGACUGGUUCUUAUAUAAUUAAUGAAGGAUCCACUUGUGUCUAUAGUCAAACUGUCUAGAAUCUAUCAUGUUGCAUAUCAGAAUUUAUUCCUGUAGCUCUGACUCUCUGUUCAUGUUAAAACUAUGCACAAAUGGUUAAUAGUUUUGUUACUGAAGAAUGUUACUGUCUGUACGUACCAAAAUGAUGGCUUAUUGUAAAUAUGUUUUCUUACUUUACAGCUUUAUUUAGUGAAUUAUUAUAUUUUAUUACAAAGCUGUGCAUUCACAGUUACACAAUGGAGUGCCCUCAUUCCCGCAGUAAUGUCUGCAUAAUGAAACAGUGUUACUAUCCUCUUAAGCUGAUUUUUCUUUUGUAUUCUUUUUUUUAUGUUAAGAUGACAGUAUAUUUUUGCCAAAUGUAUUAUGCUUGUUUUCUGUAAGGAUCGGUGGCCAAAGAUUAGCAGGUCUUUUUGCAUGAUUGUGUCGUUGAUAUAGCCAUAUCUGGAUGUGAAGAGCACCCACAGUAUAGUAAAUCACUUAGUUGAGUCUAAAAAUGGUGGCAUGUAAUAAUACAAUGGAUAGCUACAGCUAAAGUGCGUGAGUCAGUGAUUAAAGAGAAGUGUGUGUGUGUGUGUGUGUGCAGAGUCAGAAGCCCUCAUAGGUUGUAGUUCAGCUGCUAAUCACAUCAAAGUGCCUUAUAUUCAUUCCACAGUUGGUGUAUAUAAAAUAAUUUACAGUGAAGCUGUAGUAGAGACAUCAAAGCAAUGAUCAAAUGUCGCUAGAUGUAUUAGUGCCACAUUUCUGCACAGAGAGAAAUGCCAAUAGUGCAGCAACAAAGAGGAAACUAUAAUUAUGUUUUAUCUGUCGGUAUUUUGCUGAAAUGUCAGUGGAAAGAACAUUAUUGAUAGUAUUUUCCACUUUGCUACUGUAUUAUUGUUGCCAUAAUAAUAUGAGCUGUACAAUGCAUUGACAUGUAAUCUGAUUUAUUUCAUCAUGCAACACAUACCAUAGUCACCAGUUUAUAUCAGUACUGUCAUGCCAGAAUAAAUAGUUGAUGUAAUACAGAAGGAAAGUCCACCCUGUAUGAUACAGUAUCUACAAAAACACAACAAAACACAUCAGCGCUACAGUGUGUGUCUCUCUGCUUGCCAGUUAAAGGAGAGACCUGUUAAAAAACUCUUAGGGUUUCAGGUCAUCGAUGAUAGUCUAUAUAUUGGGGUGGAUUUUCCCUUUAAGAAACCACUUUGCAUUUUCCACCCUGGGAUGAGAUGUAGCUGUGGUCACUGUUUACAACCAUAUAUGUUCUAGAGAACUGUAAGAUGUCGACUGUACAUAACCUGUUUUUAUUUUUAUUUUUAUGCCUUAAUAUACUGCAAAGUGUUGACAGACGUAUGGCUGUAACUGGCUGCUGAUAUGACAUGGAUUGCAUGAUUCAAUAAACCAUCAGACAAAAUUUGAUGUGUCACAACUGGUGAUCCUGGUAACUGUUUGUAACUGUUGGCCUGUGGGUGUAAACAAGAGGGAGAUUGUACUGUAUUGUACAGUAUGUGUUGUAAAUGUUUUCACCAGUAGAUGGAGACCUUUACUUACUAAUGGUAGAAAGAUGGACAAAACAUGGCUGGGAGCGAAUAAAGGAAAAAACACUUUUUUUCCCACAGAAGAAGGAAAUGAAGAAACGUUAGCUAUUAAUGGCUAAUGUUAUUUGCCUUUAUAGGAGGUUUAUUAGAGGAUGGUAUUUGGUAAAAUAAAGGAAACGUUUUUUUUCUCAA
Morone saxatilis (striped sea-bass) is the source of this 4113-nucleotide messenger RNA. RefSeq names its product ras association domain-containing protein 8 (gene rassf8a). The record is from RefSeq and is a predicted model, not a curated record. The coding region runs from base 471 to 1835 and encodes 454 amino acids. Lineage: Eukaryota; Metazoa; Chordata; Actinopteri; Moronidae. The transcript has 6 exons. Gene Ontology annotation, biological process: signal transduction.